AUGGUAUAUCGUGUUCGCCCAAGCGUUGAUGAGUAUGAUAAGUUAAUAGAGUUUGUCUGCUUGGAGGGUUUGGAUUGGGAAAUGGAAAAAAAGCUACAUGAGGAAAUGAAAAGGAGUGGUUUCUGUCUCAAGGGCAUCACAAGGGCAAACAAUGCACCUGGUGUCGAGGAUGAGCCUGUGGUAGCUGCAGACGUACAUGCAUCUGGUGCAGACGCUGGUGAUGAAGCUAAGGGAUUUCCAGGUGGGUCGCGUGACCCAUCAGUGCUUACGGAGUAUGUUGACCAUGUUGUAGUUAGCGUAUGGAAUAGAGAGGAACGUCCUGAAUUGAAGUUAUCCUCCCACGGGAGGAAAGUGCUGAAAUUUGGUAGGCCUGCUCCUGAAAUUGAGGGCCUAGUUGCUGCCACAAGAUUAAGUCCUUUGAUCGCAUGUUCAGUAGACACUAGCGAUCAAGGACUUAUAUCCGCGUUCGUGGAGAGGUGGCAUAGGGAAACUAGUAGUUUCCAUCUUCCUGCGGGGGAGGUUAGCAUCACCCUGGAUGAUGUGGCAUCUCUGCUUCAUCUUCCCAUUGUUGGCGCCUUCCAUACCUUCGAGCCUCUGCACGUCGACGAGGCUGUGUUGAUGUUGGUGGAGUUACUAGAGGUCUCCGAAGAGGAAGCCAAGGCCAAGACAACACAGUGUUGCACUCAUUUUGCUAACAAGAGUGCAACCCAUGUUCAUGUUGUUUUCUUAGACGCUUUGCGUGACUUCAGUCAGACUGGAAGCUAUGCAUGGGGAGUUGCCGCCCUAGUGCAUAUGUACGAUCAUUUGAAUGAUGCUUGUAGGAGUGGCGGCCGACAGCUUGCUGGUUACAUCACUCUCUUACAGUGUUGGAUAUAUGAGCACUUUCCGUCAGUUGCGGAGUCUAUGGCUGAUCCGGACUACGAUGACCUGUAA
This is a messenger RNA of Glycine soja, 933 nucleotides long. RefSeq names its product protein MAIN-LIKE 1-like. The record is from RefSeq and is a predicted model, not a curated record. NCBI's taxonomy places the organism in Eukaryota, Viridiplantae, Streptophyta, Magnoliopsida, Fabales, Fabaceae. Gene Ontology annotation, biological process: meristem development; meristem maintenance. The transcript is spliced from 5 exons. The coding region runs from base 1 to 933 and encodes 310 amino acids.